Molecule: messenger RNA, 609 nt
Organism: Trypanosoma conorhini
Lineage: Eukaryota; Euglenozoa; Kinetoplastea; Trypanosomatida; Trypanosomatidae
Exons: 1
Coding region: 1-609 (202 amino acids)
Source: RefSeq, a predicted model, not a curated record
AUGGGGCACCGCGGCAAAGCGGGCCCGCCACAGCGGCUCCUCGGGAGGCGUGUUCGGCAGCUCCCGGCUGUGCUGCGCCAGCGCCGCAUGCAGGUCCACCCCGGUGCCGAACGUAAAGUUCACAUACGCCGCCCACACCGUCACAAGGCCCGCCUCACGCGCAGCAGGCGACAGCAGCGUCGAGAGGAGCGACGCCUGGGUGUCGUUGCCGCGCAGCAGUGCGGCGUACCGCAGGAGCAGCUCGGGAGCGGCCGUGAGUGUGCCUGCCGCUUCGUCUGCCGCGCGCCGCCCCACCCGCGCGUCCGCCAGCAGCGAGAACGACAAGGUGUAGGUGGCGUACGUGCCUGCCGCCCCCACCGCACGGUUGGCCAGUCGCAACACAAUGAUCGCUGGAUCAACGCGCAGCAGCUGCGCCGCCGCGCACUGAAACCGCACAAGCGACUCCGCGCUGCCUUCCAACUCCAGCGCCGUCGGCCCCGCAGCCGCACGGGGGCGGAGGACGAGUUGGUGCACGACAGCCAAGUCGCGGGCGUAGUACGAGCCGCUCGUCGUUGCGUCCACGCGGAGCACCAGUGGGAGGCGACUGACGCUCGCCACCGGCGUCGCUGA